AUGACCCCUUUUCGUGUGACGUUCUUUGAAGACUCUUUCUUCCAUCAAGGGCUUGUGACACCACUUCAAAUCGGUCAGAAAAACAUACUCCGGCCAUUGAAUGCGAGUGCCGUAGAACUGUGGGUUGCUGGUCCCUGGCGUAAGUUGUCAAAUUUGGUAGUUGCCGGAUACCGAAACAGACGAGGGAGUUGUUUGUUUAUGACGGGGUCACGCUGGCAGUUGGAAAAAACCAGUAAAUUCGAGAAACUCGACACAAACACAUCACGCAUCGGUCGAUCAACAAACAUCAUCGAACACUCGGACAUCGGUAGCACUUUGGUAAAAGUGCGAAUUGAACACGGAGAAACACUUGCCGAGCCAUCCGGAAACAUGAUCUAG
Acaulospora morrowiae is the source of this 378-nucleotide messenger RNA. The record is from the annotation of a GenBank genome assembly. Lineage: Eukaryota; Fungi; Glomeromycota; Glomeromycetes; Diversisporales; Acaulosporaceae.